UAGUUAAGUCGGUGUUAAAAUCCACUCGUUGUCACUCUGGAAGAGACAUACCGGUAGAUAUGGCAAGCGGUGCGAAUCCCAGUGCCAACAAAUGUUUGUUUGAUGACCACCUGUUACAGGCUAUUGGUAUCAAGAAGGACACGUCAGCGGGCAGAGAUGACUGCAGUUAUAUCGACAUGUUCGCCGGAAAGCAGGGACAAGCAACAUACAUUAAAAUGUUUGUCCCAGAGGAAGGUCUGUUUGAACCAAUGGAGAAACCAAAAUCUGGAGACUGGCUCAAAGAACAUACAGAACGUGGGCAGACUUUCAAACAAUUCAUUACUGGUUCCUACAGAAGCCCCGACAGUGUUCACAAGACCGUCUACUUGUUACCCAUGGUAUUCAAGGAGGAUCCAGUUCCGCCGGAAGUGAUCGCCCCCCUGGAGCGCUUCGCCGCAAUAUUCUUUGGUAUGCCAGCGAGCGUCAUGGCACCGGAAAGUUUUCUUGGUCGCGCGUCAGAUCGCGUGAACGCCGGGGUGUAUCAGGUACAUGCAGGGGAGCUCCUUGGAGCCAUGGGAAAGAACUUGAAGCGGGACGCGUUCUGCUGUGCCGGGAUAACCAUGGCGGAUUUAUACCCUCGGGAAAGCUGGAACUUUGUAUUCGGCCUCGCAAGCAGUGCUGGCAAUACCGGUGUAUAUUCUCUUGCUCGUUAUCUGUCAAACUUUGGUGAUCAUCAAUAUACGCGGAUAGACCUAACUAGAGACCCUUUGUCUGUGAUUCUAGUUCGAGCAUGCAAGACAAUGUGCCACGAGAUUGGUCACAUGUUCGGCAUUCGCCACUGCGUGCAUUUCAAGUGUCUAAUGAACGGCAGCAACCACCUGGCUGAAUCGGACGGACGACCGAACUUCUUGUGCCCGGUCUGCUUGCGGAAGUUGCAGCAUGCCUGCAGGUUCGACGUCGUGAAGCGCUACCGAGACAUGCGCGAGUUUUGGUCAGAGCAAAGGGUGCCUACACUGACGGACUGGCUGGAUAGAAGACUGUCCACGUUAACUUGUUGACGUACAUGUAGAUUUUCGCCAGUAAUCACCGAUAUAAAGCGGGCGCAGGAGUCGCAUGACUACGUGUAACCCAUUUAUGCCUAGUGGACUCUCCCAUCCUUCUAAAUUGGAUCAAUUGAUUUCCAAAAUUAGGGAUAUCUAGUAUAAUUAUUUCUAUAUUUUGAAUAUUUCUUACAUAAAUUUCUUUAAGCAAACAGCGCAGACCCUGAUGAGACGUCUCAUCUGGGUCCACGCUGUUUGCCAAGGCCUUUUUCUAGACGCUAGGCAUAAAUGGGUUAAUGUCAGUGUCAUAGUGCAACACUUUUCUGUCAAAAUUUGUCUAGGUGAACUCUCUUAUGAAUACGACAUAACAAAUGUUAUUUCUAUAACACGGUAUUUCGCGCACAAAAUCUACAUGGAUCCCUUCAAAGACAAAUGUUUGUUUUUUUAUGUCUAAGGUUAGAAUAUAUUAAAAUAUGGCAUGUACUAUCUCUAACUUCCUGUUCAGUUAUCUGUGUUCAAAACAUUUUCUCGUGCACAAGCCCAAAUAUAUGGUUUUAUUUAAAGUCAACGUCGUACAAAUAUUUGCUACCUUUUGUUGAUAUCGACUUUGUAUCUAUUUAAAGCAGUAUAUAUCAAGUAUGUUAUUUUGUAACUAGAUACGAAAUUGCUCGUAAAAUUGUGUUAAAUAUUCAUUUACUUUAAAUGCCUACUUUUGUAUAUUUUACACGUGUUUAUAAAUUAUGAUGUUUUCGUCACCCCUCAA
Dreissena polymorpha is the source of this 1782-nucleotide messenger RNA. RefSeq names its product archaemetzincin-2-like. Gene Ontology annotation, biological process: proteolysis. NCBI's taxonomy places the organism in Eukaryota, Metazoa, Mollusca, Bivalvia, Myida, Dreissenidae. The record is from RefSeq and is a predicted model, not a curated record. Bases 60 to 1037 code for a protein of 325 amino acids. The transcript has 5 exons. Gene Ontology annotation, molecular function: metallopeptidase activity.